Hansenula anomala is the source of this 585-nucleotide messenger RNA. RefSeq lists its product as uncharacterized. The transcript has a single exon. The record is from RefSeq and is a predicted model, not a curated record. NCBI's taxonomy places the organism in Eukaryota, Fungi, Ascomycota, Saccharomycetes, Phaffomycetales, Wickerhamomycetaceae. Bases 86 to 376 code for a protein of 96 amino acids.
CAAAAACCUUGAAUCAAUAACUUUGAAAAAAAUUUCAAACUCAAUAAUAUUAAUCGAAUCAAAAGGACCUUGCUUCAUCUUUGGAAUGCAAAAUUGUAAAAUAUUUGUCAAAUGUCAUCAAUUAAGAAUCCAUGAUUCAAACAAUAGUGAAAUUUUCCCAACUAUUGAUUCCCAAAAUGCUAUAAUUGAAGGUUGUUCAAACUUGAUUUUCAAAAAUGAAGAUAUUCAAGUUAAUGAUUUUGAUUCACCAGGUUCUGUUAGUUCGAAUUAUACAAAAUCUGGAAUAGAACAAAAAGAUCAAGAUUUAUAUAAACAACUACAAAGUGCUGAUAAGCUUCAAGAUCUUUUAGCUAAUAUCACUGCAUUUCUUCAUUAAAUAGCUAAAUACACACAUAAAAAAAUACACUUUUUUCAGCAACUUUUUCCAUCUUCAUAAUAAUCAUUAAUAUCUUGGUUAAUAAAAAACUAAUAACCUUCUCUAUAUCUAGAUGGUCCUCCUCUAUAUCCUCCUUGGGGUGGAUAUCUUGGUGGAGGAUUAUUAUUAGGAACGUAGUAACUUGUGCCAUUAGCACCACCACCUCCACC